GAGGACCUGAUCCGGACUCCAUAAAUUCCAUAUCUGAGGCGUUAACGACGUUUUCUGAGAUAGACGGAGGUUUACCGUCGACCUCCAUCCUGAAACAGGGGCGAAUGUGAGGAUGUCUCUUCUUCUUCCCGCUUCUUUCUCCCAUGGAACUACUAAUCUCUCUCCUCUUCCUCCUCUCGCCUCGCCUCCAUAUGUAUCUCUUCGUUUGGUCCCUCAUCGUCUUUUAAACAACAAUCUCAGCAGAACCCAUGUCACCACUACCACGAUCAUCACCUCUGCCAUAUGUUUUUGCAGACAUAACGAGAAAGUACACAAUAGUUUCCCUUCAAGCAUGAGUGGGCACCGAGUUUCUUGGGUAUCUGGAACUCCCGUAGGGCGAGUUUGUAGUUCUUUGGGUUUAUCUACCUAUAAUGGUUGCAGUGGAAGCGAAGAUGCCAUAGCCCAAGAACCUGGCACCAGAAGCGAUGGUGAAGAAGAAGGUGAGGAUUCUGAUGAUGAGGAGGAGCUGGAAGAAGGGCUUGAGAUAAGAGAUUCUAUUGGACCUGAGAGAUGGGAUGUUUUGGGUCUUGGACAAGCCAUGGUAGAUUUUUCGGGCGUGGUGGAUGAUGAAUUUUUGAAGAGAUUGGGACUGGAGAAAGGGACCAGGAAACUCGUGAACCAUGAGGAGAGAGGUAGAGUUUUGCGAGCUAUGGAUGGUUGCAGCUAUAAGGCUGCUGCUGGAGGAUCUCUCUCCAAUACAUUGGUAGCCUUGGCGAGGCUUGGUGGUCGGUCCAUUGGAGGCCCUGCCUUGAAUAUUGCCAUGACCGGUAGCGUUGGGAGCGAUCCCUUGGCUGGGUUUUACAGGGCAAAGCUGCGUCGGGCAAAUGUGAAUUUUCUUUCAGAACCUGUCAAGGAUGGGACAACAGGGACAGUUAUAGUUCUCACCACUCCCGAUGCCCAACGGACUAUGCUUGCGUAUCAGGGUACAUCUUCAACUGUUAGCUAUGAUCCUUACUUGGCCAGUGUAAUCUCCAAAACAAAUAUACUCAUUGUGGAAGGUUAUUUAUUUGAACUUCCUCAUACCAUCAAAACAAUAGCAAAAGCAUGUGAGGAUGCCCACAGGAGUGGUGCUCUUGUUGCUGUCACUGCUUCUGACGUAUCCUGCAUUGAGAGACACUAUGACAAUUUUUGGGAUAUCAUAGGGAAAUAUGCAGACAUAGUAUUUGCAAACAGUGAUGAAGCAAGAGCUUUCUGCCACUUCUCCUCGAAAGAGAGUCCUGUAUCUGCUACAAGGUAUCUGAGCCAUUUUGUACCCCUGGUCUCUGUAACUGAUGGUCCUAAAGGAUCUUACAUUGGUGUAAAAGGUGAAGCCAUAUACAUACCCCCUUCACCAUGUGUACCUGUUGACACAUGUGGUGCUGGAGAUUCUUAUGCUUCUGGGAUUUUAUAUGGUAUAUUACGUGGCGUAUCAGAUUUGAAAGGUAUGGGCACACUAGCAUCAAGGGUUGCUGCUGUAGUUGUUGGACAGCAGGGGACUCGCCUCUGUGUUCAGGAUGCAGUUAAGUUGGCAGAGUCAUUUGCAUUUCAAAUCAAUAGCUCCGGUGUUCACUUCGAUGUAGGAUCAGAUCAUAUCUCCAGUUUCUAAUCUUGUCAGUCAGCUUUGUGAUUCUAAUUUGUUUUCUGGCCGGAAUAUAUAUAUAUAUAUAUAUAUUUUUCAUGUAAUUAUAUUUAUGUACAUUCUUAUACUUACGUUUAUCAAAUUUUGUAAAUUAA
Molecule: messenger RNA, 1752 nt
Organism: Macadamia integrifolia
Lineage: Eukaryota; Viridiplantae; Streptophyta; Magnoliopsida; Proteales; Proteaceae
Exons: 5
Coding region: 113-1624 (503 amino acids)
Molecular function (GO): kinase activity
Source: RefSeq, a predicted model, not a curated record